AUGCAGAGCCCGCAAGGAAAUUGCAUCAAUCUUAUACCUCGAUGCCAUCAUGGAGAUGGAUCCCCUUCAGAUUUAGACUCAGGGGAAACAACUCCAGUAUUCGAUGGCAAGAGUCAGAUCAAAAGCCUAAAUACCAAAAUACAUGAGAAGAUACGCUCAAAACCGCCGUACCAUGUCUUCACACACAAGAAGAAGAAGAAGCUCAUGUAUCUUGCUGCCACCGCUGGUUUGUUUUCAUCACUUUCGGCCAACAUAUACUUCCCUGCCCUCGGUCAGAUAUCAAGGGAUAUCAACGUCGGUCUGCCAUUACUCAGUCUGACCAUUACCGUAUAUAUGGUUGCACAGGCAUUUGCACCGUCAUUUUGGGGACCGCUAUCAGAUACCCAAGGGAGACGAAUUACAUUCAUAGGAACAUUCGGGGUAUAUAUCAUCGCCAACCUAGGUCUUGCUCUCAGCACUGGCUUCGUGCCCCUGAUGGUGCUCCGUGGCAUGCAAGCAGCCGGCAGUGCUGCCACUAUAUCAAUUGGCCAGGGACUGAUAGGCGACAUCGCCACCCCCAAAGAACGGGGGUCAUUCACAGGAACUAAUCAAGGAAUCCGUAUGUUUGGACAGGCAAUCGGCCCCGUUUUUGGUGGCAUUAUCGCCCAGUACCUUGGUUACCACGCCAUAUUCUGGGUCCUCUUUGGAGGGGGAAUCUUCGCCCUCACCAUCCUCGUUGUCUUUCUGCCCGAGACCCUCCGAUCCAUUACUAGCAAUGGCACCGUCUGCUUAAAGGGCAUCCAUCGACCAAUAUACUACAAGUUCACCCAGUCAGAGGAGCAUCUCGUUGAGCGAGAAAUUCCCACAAAGAAGAAAUUAACGUCGUCCAUGGCUUUUGGACCAUUUAUGCUUCUUCUCGAAAAGGACGUGUUUAGCGUUAUCUUCUUUGGCUCGAUGGUCUACGCAGUGUGGAGCAUGAUGACCUCUAGCACCACGGCACUCUUCCAAGACCGCUUCAACCUCUCGGAUCUCCAAGUCGGCCUAGUCUUCCUCCCAAACGGUAUAGCAUCCAUGCUCGGCUCCUAUCUCACUGGGAAACUUUCCAAGCAUGACUGGGCCGUGAUGGAAGCCAAAUAUCGAGCGGCCAAGGACAUCCCUGAUUCAAAUCCUCUCAAUAAGAAGGAACUCGUCGACUUCCCCUUUGCCCAGGCUCGGAUGCGUUCUAUUUGGUGGAUGGUCCUCAUCUUCAUUAUCUCCAAUGCUCUAUAUGGCUUCUCGCUCAAUUUCAACGUCCUCGCCGUUCCCCUUAUCCUUCAGUUUCUAAUCUCGUACACCGCGAACUCAAUAUUCGCUCUCAAUUCCACACUCGUCGUUGACCUCUUUCCCCAAGCCUCGGCCAGCGCCACCGCAGUCAACAACCUUGUGCGCUGCCUCAUGGGCGCCGGUGGUGUCGCCGUAGUGCAGCUCAUGGUUGACAGAAUUGCCUCUGGUCCAACAUUCGCUAUCUUGGCUGCCGUCACCGCUGUUCUGACUCCGCUUCUUGUGAUCCAGUGGCGUAAUGGCCAGCGGUGGCAAAUAGAACUCAAAGAUUGCAUCGCUGCUUGCGAGGCACGUAGGGGAGCAACAGACCCGGAGAAGGCUAGGACCUAG
This is a messenger RNA of Pseudogymnoascus destructans, 1629 nucleotides long. RefSeq lists its product as uncharacterized. The transcript is spliced from 5 exons. Gene Ontology annotation, molecular function: transmembrane transporter activity. The record is from RefSeq and is a predicted model, not a curated record. The coding region runs from base 1 to 1629 and encodes 542 amino acids. Gene Ontology annotation, biological process: transmembrane transport. NCBI's taxonomy places the organism in Eukaryota, Fungi, Ascomycota, Leotiomycetes, Thelebolales, Thelebolaceae.